GCAGAGGAAUCCAACAUCCCCCGGACGGGACGAACUGCAGAUCGAGUCGCAUCGCGGGCGAGAGAGAGAGAGAGAGAGAGAGAGAGAGAGAGAGAGAGAGAAGACCCGGACGCGGCGGCGCACGGCGGCAGCCGGAGAAGAGCGGGGCGUGGCGGCAGGCAGCAGCUCGCGGGCGUCUCCUCCAGUCUUGCUAACCUCGCCGCAUGGGGAUCGGCCACGUGCUCGGCGUCCUCGGCGGCGCCCUCCUCGCCCACGCCGCCUACGCCACCAUCCAGUAUCGCGCCGUGCUGAAGAUCACGGAGGAGGAGUUCUCGAGUCCGCCUAUGGAUGUGAUGAUGCAAUUGCUCCUGGGGUUGGCCUUAUGCAUGUGGGCAGGUCUUGCUGUUCCAGCGAAGUUCCUUUCAGUGCUCCCUCACUCUGAGGAGAAUAGGAUUGUUUCACUCCCGGCUAACCUGGACUUCAUGAUCUUCAACCACCGCGGAAGGGCGCUACCUUCAGACCCAGACUUGAAGCUGAAGACAUGAUUGAACAUUUACAGUUUCUGUUAUUUACCACAGUAGGAUGAUCCAUCCAGUUAUUUUUUUUGUGUCACUCAUUGUUGAGGGGGAGAAACAUUUCCAAGAACUUAACGUCUACUAUGUGUAACUCAAGUUUUUGUGUCACCUGAAUUCUAUAUCUGUAUACCACUCAAUCUUGUGCCAGUCCAUGUGAAUUACCAGUUAUUCAUUCACUA
This is a messenger RNA of Oryza sativa Japonica Group (Japanese rice), 733 nucleotides long. The record is from RefSeq and is a predicted model, not a curated record. Lineage: Eukaryota; Viridiplantae; Streptophyta; Magnoliopsida; Poales; Poaceae.